Messenger RNA from Alnus glutinosa, 3167 nucleotides. RefSeq names its product pumilio homolog 12. The transcript has 7 exons. Gene Ontology annotation, molecular function: mRNA binding. The coding region runs from base 375 to 2687 and encodes 770 amino acids. Gene Ontology annotation, cellular component: cytoplasm. NCBI's taxonomy places the organism in Eukaryota, Viridiplantae, Streptophyta, Magnoliopsida, Fagales, Betulaceae. The record is from RefSeq and is a predicted model, not a curated record. Gene Ontology annotation, biological process: post-transcriptional regulation of gene expression.
GAGAGAGAGAGAAAGAGAGAAAGAGAAGAAACCAUGGCAUACCAUAAUAUCAUUCCAUGCAUGUAAUUUGCUAAUCUCGCAUUGUAGUUGGCAUGCGUUGUUGUUGUUGUUGUUCGAUUGUAUUAUGCCAAAAUACCCAAUUCCCAUCUCUCUCUUCACUCCUUUGAAAACCUCUCCUUCUUCUCCACGCCGCCUCUCUUUCUCUUCACUCCAUCCGCAUUCACUUCUGCUUUUGCACUCACGCUCACCCAUGGCCUCCUUGUCUUCUCUCUAAUGCCGCCUCUUCUGUCACUGCACUGGUACGACUUUUCAGACAUGGGUAGAGCUUGCUCUGUUUGGCAGAUUGGAUUCUUAUAUCUUUUGUGAUUCACAAAAUGGAGGAAAGAGGAAGAUACCUCGAAUUUGAUGAAUUUGAGAGGCUACUAGGGGAGAUACCAAAUGCUACUUAUGGGAAACCACAUUAUGAGGAAUCUGGACCAAAGAUGGUGUCUUUGGAGGGUAGCUUGUCUCCUAUCUGUGUGAAUUCCUACAAAGGGCCAAUCAGUGAGAAACUUCAAAACUAUGGGAGUUUGGAUGAGGAAAAAAUCUCAGUGGAUAAAAUUAAGCAAUUAUCCAUUAAAAGGUUUCAACCAGAGGAAAUGAAUCUGCCUGAUGACCAGUCCUUGACAUCUGCCUUUGCAGGAUUGAACUUUACUGAUGGUGUGACAGUGGGAGCUGGAAGUCCUUUGGCAAAGUCUAAAUCCUUACAGAAUCACACCAUUUUAUUUGAUCGUCCAUAUCUUAACGGCUUAAAUAAACCAAAUUAUGUGGAUUCACAUAUGACAGUUGCAUCUUCUUUCAAAUCAGCAAAAGAUGUACCUUGUGGUUUUGAUGAGUUUAGUGGGACAAAAGCUGUCCAGGAAAGUUCAAAUUUGUUAAAACUGAAUGCUGAAGAAAACAAGUGGCAAGGAGACUAUUUUCAUCAACUUGAAAAUUUCUCUACUGUGCCAUUUGCUCAUGCAGUGCAAGGCUUCCAGUUCCUCUCUAAUGUGCCUGUCCAAGGUGUGCAGUUUCCUGCAAUGCCUGAUCAGCAGCAAUUCUUCUUAGAUGCACAAUCUUUGUUGCCUUAUUUUCAUCCAGAACAAAUAAACCAGCCUCAGAUCAGUUGGAGGAAUGUGAACGAGGAACAAUAUUGUAGGAUGCAUCAGCACUACCAGUACCUGCAGCAGCUUCACAGUCAGCGGUUUGAAGCUCAGCGUGCUAUUCAAGCACAUGGAAAUCUCACAGCUAAGCUGAUGAGUGAGAGCUCGAGGCAGCCAUAUUUUGAGGUGCCAAUCUCUCACCAGAUUGAAAAAUCUAAACAAGAACCAUUUUGGAACAAUUAUACAAACUAUAGGGGUUCAAACCAAUCAAAUUCUUCCGUUUCUUACAUGGAUUUUAACGCAAUGCAAGUUUUGGACAAAGUGACUAAACAUAAGUUUCCUGAAACGUUUCCAGCAAGAUCACAUGGAGUAAACACACUCAAAGCUGUGAAGUUUGGAUCUGUUGGUGGAAAUGAAUCACUAACCCAUGUCAGCCCAAAUGGGAAAUUUCUCUCAAAUAAUCACCUAUGGCAUAGCUUUUCUACGCCAAGGGCUGGAUGCUAUCAGUUAGAUAGUUUGAGAUCACGGGGUUUGUCCCCUGAAACUACAGAUCUUAAAAGUACUGAUCUGAAGCCACUGCCUCAGAAUUAUAACUCUGUUGAUGAAGUCAGUGGAAGAAUAUAUCUCAUGGCUAAAGACCAACAUGGUUGCCGCUUUUUACAGAAAAAACUUACUGAGGGCAUCCCAAAAGACAUUGAAAAGAUUUUUCUUGAGAUCAUCGAUUACAUUGUUGAGCUCAUGGUAGAUUCUUUUGGGAACUACCUAGUACAAAAGCUGCUUGAAGUUUGUGAUGAGGCUCAGCAGAUUCAAAUACUUCGAACAAUCACAAGAAAAUCUGGAGAACUUGUUAGGAUUUCGUGCGAUAUGCAUGGGACUAGGGCUGUUCAGAAGGUCAUUGAAACCCUUAGGACUCCUGAGCAGUUCUCCAUAGUUGUUUCCGCACUGAAGCCUGGUAUUGUGACAUUAAUAAAAAACACGAACGGCAACCAUGUUGCACAAUGCUGCUUGCAGUGUCUAAUGCCCGAAUACAGUAAGUUCCUUAUUGAAGCUGCAACUACUAAUUGUGUUGAACUUGCAACGGACCGCCAUGGCUGUUGUGUGCUUCAAAAGUGCCUUAGCAAUUGUGAUGGCGAGCAAAGACGCCGUUUAAUAUGCGAGAUUACAUCAAAUUCUUUAACCCUCUCCCAAGAUCCAUUCGGGAAUUAUGUUUUGCAACUUGUAUUUGAGCUCCGGCUUCCAUGGGCAACAGUAGAUAUUCUUGACCGAUUGGAGGGUAACUACGCGGACUUGUCCAUGCAGAAAUUUAGCAGUCAUGUGGUUGAGAAAUGUCUCAAGUAUGCAGAUGAUGAACACCGCACUCGUCUUAUCCAAGAGCUUAUUGAGAAUCCUCGGCUAGAUCAAAUUAUGCAAGACCCUUAUGGAAAUUAUGUUGUUCAAGCAGCAUUAAAUCAGUCAAAGGGAGCUUUUCAUACUGCAUUGUUGGCCGCCAUAAAACGCCAUGAUCCUGUGCUUCAGACAAGCCCAUAUGGGAAGAAAGUUCUCUCUAGCAGCGGUUUGAAGAAAUAAGUUUUGGGUUUAAUUGUUCAAGAAGAUCCUGUAUAUUCUGUAAUAAGCAAGUGAAGUAAAGCGAGUUGGGCUUUUUGGCUUUUGACGUUCAGAAUUUGAAGGGCAUAGCUGGAAAGAAACAGGUCAUCGAUGCCUUUAACAGCUCAUCAAAAGAUGGAAGAUGAUUUUCUUUUUUCAUUUUUGUUUUUGUUGUCCUUUGGAUUUGGUGCACAUCUUGGACGUACAAUAUGGUAUCCACAUUGUAGGCUGGCAGGCAACUUUUCUUUUGCAUUGCAUAGAAAUAAAAGGAAAGUGAAUCUGUAGAGUUCUUUUAGUUUAUGGGGGAAUUGUACUAUUAGAUGGAUUUUUGUGACAGCUCAAGCCUUGGUGGGUGGUUCUAGAAGAUAAAGUUUGACCAAAUUGAAUUAAAGGAAGUGUCUAUGGGUUUUUUUUGGACAAAGUCUUAUUUCAAACUGAAUUGAAGAGAGAAUUUCCUUUGCA